Molecule: messenger RNA, 3631 nt
Organism: Herpailurus yagouaroundi (jaguarundi)
Lineage: Eukaryota; Metazoa; Chordata; Mammalia; Carnivora; Felidae
Gene: UHRF1
Product: ubiquitin like with PHD and ring finger domains 1
Exons: 13
Coding region: 176-2212 (678 amino acids)
Biological process (GO): negative regulation of gene expression via chromosomal CpG island methylation; protein ubiquitination
Molecular function (GO): protein binding; ubiquitin protein ligase activity
Source: RefSeq, a predicted model, not a curated record
AAUCAGAGCAGCUGGCAGCGCGGCGGGCAGUGGUGACCGUCCAGGGCGCUCCGGGUUACGGGCAGGUCGGCGCGGGGUCCGGGGCCACACACGCAUCUCCAUCGCCAUCCCCAGCCGGGCCAGGCGCGCAAGCAGGAGAGCGGAUCGGGGCGGCCGGAGAGCACCAGCAGACGCCAUGUGGAUCCAGGUUCGCACCAUGGACGGCAAGGUGGCCCACACUGUGGACUCGCUGUCCAGGCUGACCAAGGUGGAGGAGCUGAGGAGGAAGAUCCAGGGGCUGUUCCACGUGGAGCCAGGCCUGCAGAGGCUUUUCUACAGGGGCAAGCAGAUGGAGGACGGCCACACUCUCUUCGACUAUGACGUCCGCCUGAACGACACCAUCCAGCUCCUGGUCCGCCAAAGCCUGGUGCUCCCCCCCAGCAGCAGCAAGGAGAAGGACUCUGAACUGUCAGAUACCGAUUCUGGCUGCUGCCUGGGCCAGAGCGAGUCGGACAAGUCCUCCAACAGCGGCGAGGCGGCCUCGGAGGCGGACGGGAAGGCGGGCUUAGCGGAUGAAGACGCGUGGGACGAGACGGAGCUGGGUCUGUACAAGGUCAACGAGUAUGUGGAUGCUCGGGACACGAACAUGGGGGCGUGGUUCGAGGCGCAGGUUGUCAGGGUGACCAGGAAGGCACCUUCGCAAGACGAGCCCUGCAGCUCUACCUCCAGUGUGACGCCCGAAGAUGACAUCAUUUACCACGUCAAAUAUGACGACUACCCGGAGAAUGGAGUGGUCCAGAUGAGUCCCCGCGACGUGCGGGCCCGUGCCCGAACCAUUCUGCAGUGGCAGGAGAUAGAGGUCGGCCAGGUGGUCAUGCUCAACUAUAACCCCGACAACCCCAAGGAGCGUGGCUUCUGGUAUGAUGCGGAAAUCCUGCGCAAGCGUGAGACGCGGACGGCACGGGAGCUCUAUGCCAACGUCAGGCUCGGGGACGAUUCUCUCAAUGACUGUCGGAUCAUCUUCGUGGACGAGGUGUUCAAGAUCGAGCGCCCGGGCGAGGGGAGCCCCGUGGUGGAAAACCCGAUGAGAAGGAAGAGCGGGCCCUCCUGCAGGCACUGCAGAGACGACGAGAACAAGGCCUGCCGCGUGUGCGCCUGCCACCUGUGCGGGGGCAAGCAGGACCCGGACAAGCAGCUCAUGUGCGACGAGUGCGACAUGGCCUUCCACACCUACUGCCUGCGCCCGCCCCUCAGCAGCAUCCCCAAGGAGGACGAGUGGUGGCGAGAGCGUGAGCCUCUCUUUCCGGGGGACGCCAGCUGGCCUCUCCCUCACGGGGCCUCGCUCUCCCCCCCCCCCCCCCCCAGGGCGCUGGCCCUGAACUGCAGCGCCCCCAUCAACGACCGCAAAGGGGCCGAGGCCAAGGACUGGCGGUCGGGGAAGCCGGUGCGGGUCGUGCGGAACGUCAAGGGUCGGAAGCACAGCAAGUACGCCCCCGCCGAGGGCAACCGGUACGACGGCAUCUACAAGGUCGUGAGGUACUGGCCGGAGAAGGGCAAGUCCGGCUUCCUGGUGUGGCGCUACCUGCUCCGGCGGGACGAUGCGGAACCUGGUCCCUGGACGAAGGAGGGGAAGGACCGGAUCAAGAAGCUGGGGCUGACCAUGCAGUACCCGGAAGGCUACCUGGAGGCCCGGGCCAGGAAGGAGAAGGAGAAGGAGAACACCAAGAGGGAGGCCAAGGACGAGGACGAGGACGAGGACGAGGACGAGGAGGGGGGCUUCGCCUCCCCCAAGAAGGGCAAGGGCAAGCGGAAGUGCAAGUCCGGAGGGGGCAAGGCUGGUGCUGGGUCCCCUCGAGGGACACCUAAGAAAAGCAAGGUGGAGCCCUAUAGCCUCACGGCCCAGCAGAGCAGCCUCAUCAAGGAGGACGAGAACAACACUAAGCUGUGGAGCGAGAUCCUGAAGUCGCUCAAAGACGGGCCGUUCCAGAAGUUCCUGAGUAAAGUGGAGGAGACGUUCCAGUGCAUUUGCUGCCAAGAGCUGGUGUUUCGCCCCAUCACGACCGUGUGCCAGCACAACGUGUGCAAGGAUUGCCUGGACAGAUCCUUCCGGGCGCAGGUGUUCAGCUGCCCGGCCUGCCGCUACGACCUGGGCCGCAGCUAUGCCAUGCAGGUGAACCAGCCGCUACAGGCCGUCCUCAACCAGCUCUUCCCCGGCUAUGGCAGCGGGCGGUGAUCCUCAAACGCUUCUCGCCGGUAGUGUUUUUUUUGGGAAAGAAAAAAAAAAAAAAAACAAAAAAAACGUGUCACAGGGGUCUUGGCCCCCUCUUUUGUUUUUAGUGGGCUUAACUUAAACAGGUAGCUUUUCCUCCACUCCCUAAAAAGCCUCGUCUUCCUGGUUUUGUUUUGUUUUGUUUUGUUUUGUUUUGUUUUGUUUUGUUUUGUUUUAACCUACACAUUUCCCGGAGUUUGUAUUACGGCUCGAAGAAAGAAGGAAAGAAAGUUGGACUUCUCAGUGUUGUGUUUUGGUUUUAGAAAAAUACAAAGCCUGCAGUUUAUCAGCAGAACAACAAACACAAACAAUUUUUUCCGAAGAUGGAAUUCAAAACGCCUUGGCGCGAAGGCUGCUCGUGUUCCCGGCGCCAAGUUCCCAGAAGUUCCCGCCGCCGCCGAGCCAGAAGGCGCCCGGCCGCCCAGAACAAUCUUUUUCAAGGUGCGUGGCUUCGGCCUCCGAAGUUGAAAGCGAGCGCAUCUCCCUGACCGCGCGUCCUGCCGCCUAGAAGCCAGCAAGGCAGCGCCUGCUGGCGGCCCGGGGGUGGCCGGCCCCACCGUCACCCACGGGGAGGGUGACAAGAAGCGAGGAGCCCCCUCCGGCCCCGAAGCCAUCCCCCGAGUUUGCUUUCACGUGGCAGCCGCCCCACGCAGAGCCCUCCUCCCCCGGGGUGAGCGGACAGGAGUCGCCCCGAAGCCGCCGCCCCCGGACCUCCGCACGGGGCUGGGCGGGCGGCCGAGUGCCCGCUGUCUCGUCUGCCGCGCCACGGAAGCGGACGUUCGAAGCCAUGUUCAAGUGCCUUUGGGUCUUUUCUUCUGUUGGAAACGUGGGGCUCUCUUUUUAGCACUGAAUUGCCGAAAAUGCCAACGAGAUCCUAAAACUGUGGUUAACCUGUUCUUCCCGAUAGCGGGUGAGUGUUUGGGGGAGAUUUCUUUUUUGUCCACCCUUUCCACUGAAUUUUCAACUCCCCGAUCGAGAAUUCUAAGAGGGAAUUUUUUUUAAGUACUUUUUUUCUGAAUGAAAUUUUUUUGUAGUUAUUGUAUAUGUACCGAGAAAACUAUAACUUAGGGUUUGGUUGUGUUUCUGGUUUUGUUUUGUUUUGUUUUCUUUUUUGGUUUUGUAUUUUUUUGGAAUGAUUUGUUAAUUUUUCUAACUUUACCAAAGUUUGCAGCUUUUACCUCAAUAGAACAGGAAUAUUUUAAAUCCCAUAACUGCAGACAAACUGGAGUGGUGUCGUUUUAAAAAGUCUUUCUUUUUUCCUUAUUAUUAGGUUGUUAACGUAUUAGGAAGAAACAGCGAAAUCCUGUGUAGGCUUUUUCUAAACAGUUCAAUAUUCUUUGUCCAAAUUUUAGAUUCUUGGAAUAAAUGCCUUUUACAGAUGCA